CAAAUCAUGAAAAGAAAGUGCUCUGCUUUUUUUUUUUUCUCUCUCUCUCUCUCCCUCUCUCUCAUUUUUGUGUUUUUGAUUCGUUUCUCUCUGCACGUCUCCGCUAAUGCGAUAUGCAAGAAAUAGAUUGAACCAGAUUUAAUUUGUCAUUUUUUCCUCCUUUUUUUUCCACAGAGGGUCUUUCGAAGAUGGAUUUCUCAGUUCUGAUAUGGUAAGUUUCUCGAUUUUGUUAUUGUUUCUCUUCCUUAUUUGUUCUUUGUGUUGUUAAAUGUUUGAUUUCAUUAUUGUUAUGAUUUUGUUGUGUGUUUUGGAGUUAAUCUACGGUGUCGAACCAUAUCGUCAGAUUCAAUCAAAGAAAUUGAUUUUUCUCCUACAAAGGUUAUUUGGAAGAUGGAUUUUUGAGUUAUGAUAUGGGAAAGCAUCAUUGUUAUGGAGGAUUUGUCUUCUGAAAAUCAGCAAAUAAGUGUUUAUGAGAAACAUAGCGAAGGAAAUGAAUAUGUGUCAACUUAAGGAAGUCAGGUUUGCGCAGAUUUUGUGUUGGAUUGCACUACUUAAUUCACAACUGAACAGGUAUUCAAAAGUAAGGAUGAAUUGCUCAACUGGGUACGUGAAGUUGGAAAGAGAAAUGGUUUGGUCAUUGUAAUCAAAACAUUAGACUAUGGUGGAGGGAAAAAAAGACCUAGGAUGUAUCUUGCUUGUGAGAGGAGUGGCCAAUAUAGAGCGACAAAGAAGUUAAAACAUGAUAGCAACAAUAUAUCAAGAAUAACCGGUACGAAGAAGUGUAGUUGUCCUUUUGAUAUGAGGGCUCACAGGUUUACCACACAUGAUGAAUGGACAUUGACUGUAGUAUGCGGAUUGCAUAAUCAUCCACCUGCGGAGCACCUUGAGGGACAUUCAUAUGCGGGGAUGCUAUCAAAGGAUGAGAAAGCAUUGUUAAUGGAUAUGUCAAAGAACAUGGUUCGGCCAAAACAAAUCCUAGUAACCUUGAAACAGCGAGAUGCCCUCAAUGUAAGCACACUUAAAACCAUUUACAAUGUACGCCAUCGAAAUAGGGUGGUACAGAGAGCUGAAAGAUCACAGAUGCAACACUUAUUGGGUGAAUUGGUCAAGUAUAAUUACAUUGAGCGCCAUCGGUCUAAAGAGUUCACGAUGACUGUGACAGACUUGUUUUGGGCACAUCCUACCAGUUUGGACUUAUUUCGGUCUUUCCCACGUAUAUUAGUUAUGGAUUACACAUAUAAAACCAACAGAUAUCGUCUUCCUCUUCUUGAAAUUGUGGGAGUGACAUCAAUUGAAAUGACAUUCUCUGUAGCUAUCGCAUACUUACAGUAUGAGAGGGUCGAUAACUAUGCGUGGGUGUUCGCUACAUUGCGUGAUGUCAUGGAUGGUUUUGUUGUGCCAACAAUUAUUGUUACUGACAGAGAGCUAGCCUUGAUGAAUGCCAUACAGAAGAUAUUCCCAAGUGGCAGACAUUUAUUAUGUCGUUGGCAUAUCAGUAAGAAUGUAUUGACCAAAUGCAAGAAAAUGUUUGAGACACAACAGAAAUGGGAGAAGUUCAACAAUGAGUGGAACUCUUUAGUGUAUUUAUCUUCUGAAAUUCAAUAUGAUGAGCGUCUUAAAUCAUUACUUAAGAAAUCCAGUAGUUAUUCUAAUGCAGUCAAAUACAUCAUGGAUACUUGGUUGGUUCCUUACAAGGACAAAUUUGUGGCGGCACAGAUAGACACGUGUAUGCAUUGUAGCAAUGUUACAACGAACCGGGCUGAGAGUGCACAUGCAAAACUUAAAAGACAAUUGGGUUAAUGUCAAGUCUCAUUUCAGGCAUCAUUUGAGAAAAUACACAGUCUGCUUGAGUUGCAACACACUGAUAUCAAAGCUUCAUUUGAAAAAAGUCUAACUGUUGUGCAACAUCAAUUUAAACCUUCUCAGUUCAAGGAGCUACGGGGUAAUGUGCCUAUCUCUGCAUUGGAGUAUUUACUUGUAGAGAGUAAGAGAGCCAAUUCUAUUGGUAUUGAUGUUGAAGCUUGUGGAUGCGUCCUUCGCCACACUCAUGGUUUACCUUGUGCCCAUGAGAUUACUGACUACAUCAGACAAGAUCGUCUUAUACCACUUGCUACCAUACACUCACAGUGGAGGCAACUUCAUAUCUCCAUAUGCAAGAAAGAAGAGGAAACAGAGGUGAGUUAUCAUGCAGAAGUAGAGUUGUUUGUGAACAAGUUUAAUGAAAGUGAUAAAACCAUGCGGUUGGAGCUUUUGAAGAAGUUGAAAGAGAUUGUAUAUCCGGGAAGCACUUUUCUUGUUGAGCCGGAGGUCAAGCCCAAAACACGUCCUCGGGAUCAUAAGAAGAACAAUGUUUUUACCUGUCGUGACCCGUGUGCGUUUGAGUUGGUGUAAUCUAGACAUGAUUCCUUCUCACCUAGGGACACUCAAAUCACUACAUUAGCUUAUACUCUGUAAACCAAGAAGAAGCGACCUGUUAAGGGAAAGAAGAAGGUGAAUCCAAAAGGGAAAGUAUACAUUACUAGAACAGUGAAACCUGGUGCAUAUGUUGAUGUUUUCCCUUCUGGGUUGAAACCAUACAUUAAGUUUGUCAAGGAUGUAACUGCAGAUGGGAAUUGUGGUUUCAGGGCUAUAGCUGCUUCAAUUGGUCAUACAGAAGAUGAUUGGGCUCAGGUUAGGCGUGAUCUGUUGGGUGAGCUGCACACACACAAAGAGGAAUACAUUACACUUUAUGGGUCCUACGAAAGGUUUGAAGAAUUGACAAGCAUAUUGUCAUACUUUCAAGACAGUCCUGGAUACUCACAUUGGAUGACUAUGCCAGAUAUGGGGCAUCUUGUUGCAUCGUGCUACAAUCUUAUGUUAUACCACUUGUCAUUACAACAAUGUCUCACCUUUUUACCUCUUAGAACAGUGUCAGUACCUCAACUUGAUAGACGUGAGAUUGCCAUUGAGUUUGUCAACGAAAAUCAUUUUGUCCAGGUUUGUUGCAGCCAGGCCAUCCAGUUCCUCCUAUAGCCACUAAUUGGCGAAAAUACCGUCACCAUUGCGCUGUCGACUGGGAUGAUGCAUAUGUGCGUCGCAUUCAACAUUUCAAGGACAUUAUUCAUGAUAAUGUAGCUACUCGAGAGACAUUUGAUGUUGUUGAUGUCGCAUGACACAUGUAUGCAUUUGACAAUGUUAGAAUUAUGGAAGAAAUUAAUGGAUGUGUUUUUGA
This is a messenger RNA of Camellia sinensis, 3211 nucleotides long. The record is from RefSeq and is a predicted model, not a curated record. Lineage: Eukaryota; Viridiplantae; Streptophyta; Magnoliopsida; Ericales; Theaceae.